AAAAGUGGAAAGAGGCCAGGCCUCGUCUUAUAGACAAUAUGUUAGCUACUCUGGAUCCACAGUCACACCGUGUGUGUCAGUGUGGCAAACAAGUAGUUGUGAGGUGUCUGGAUGUUUUAUGACAUUAAGAAGGCUGCACCAGGGAUGUCACUUAAGGCGUUUGUCAAAAUGCUGGAUGAACGAACAGCCCAUUUUGGAAGGACUGGCCGAAAAUCAGCUGAUGCCUUCAGUAAAAGUUUCUUGGAGUGGAGUGCUGUAAAGUUUGAGGUGGACAGGAUGUGCAAGGAGCCAUGCUUUAGCUGCCCUGCGUGCACUCCAGACAUGCUUGCCGUCUCAGUUGAUGGAAACCGUAAGCUUUAUCGCUUUCAAUCUAAUGCAAGCACUUCAGAGCAGGGGAACUUUGAAGGUGUCUUCACUGAAAAAGAUGAGGAAGUUGCUGAGUUUGUGAAAUACAUCCAGAGACACACAAAUGAUGUCCCGGGGAAAGGGUUGUGCGGAUCUUCAUCUUGGACAGCAGCAAAGGAGUCGUCCAAAAAGUCCACUGGGAAGUUGGAUGAAGAGGGCAUGGAAAGAGCUGUUUGUCACCAUGGAGUCCUCUUAGCUGCAUUGAACAUGUUUCGAGGGGAGAACUUUGCUUACCCCCUUUUUCUCCAGAGGAAGUUGGCAGCUAGCGUCCCAGGACAUAUUACGUUCCUUUGCUCCGAUGUGGCCUGUAAAUAUUUCCCCUAUUUAACCAAGGUGGCUCAGCAGUGCCCUGAGCUGAGGAACCUCUUGUCAAUGCGUCCUUUUCUCUCCGUCAUGCAUGCAAAGGCUCACACUUGGAAAUGCGAGAUCGAAUGGGGAGGUGCGUUUCAGGAUGGGGCCGGUUCAACAGUUGGAGAAGAGGUGGAGCAAGUAAACAGUUUCCUGUCUAGGGCGGCCAUCACAACGAAGUACAUGUCUAAAGCAGGGCGAACAGACAUGCUGACCCUCCUGGCUUUGGGGUGGAACAAAAGGAAAGUGGAACAACUGGGCCGCAGUUUGAGCCAGAGAUAUCUAAAGAUCAUAAGGAUCCUUAGAGAACAAGUGGAGAGCCUGAAUGCAACCAAAAAUGAGCUGGGUGUGGAUGACGACACACUGCAGCAAUGGGUGGCCGAUGUGCAGAAAUGGGCUGAAGCUGCUGCUGACCUCCAGACAAAGAGAAAGGUCUUUGAGAAGGUGAUGGCUGUGAGGCGCCUGAGAGAGGAGGAGAUGAUCCUUUGCCGGGAGAUGCGGCAUCACUGGACAGUGUUGCGAAUGCGAUCUGUGGUGUUGGGGACAAUCUCCUCAGACUCCUCCCUUGUUGGCAUGUCGGAGGAUGCACAGAAGGGACGCCGUAGCCUGGUUUUAAAAAAACAAAGUGAACUCAAAGCUGAAAUGCUCAAAAUAAAGGACACGUACAAGAGAAUCCUCAGCCACCAACCACUCCUGGAAAUGGACUCGGAGGAGGAGGAAGACAUUCCAGACGAUGCCACUGAGAGUGAUUUGAGCACUUCUGAUGAAGACUGAUUGUGUCAUCAUUGAUGUUAUGUUUGGUAAAAUAAAAAGUUAAUCA
This is a messenger RNA of Oreochromis niloticus (Nile tilapia), 1573 nucleotides long. RefSeq lists its product as uncharacterized. NCBI's taxonomy places the organism in Eukaryota, Metazoa, Chordata, Actinopteri, Cichliformes, Cichlidae. The transcript has 9 exons. Bases 112 to 1527 code for a protein of 471 amino acids. The record is from RefSeq and is a predicted model, not a curated record.